Molecule: messenger RNA, 2215 nt
Organism: Mus caroli (Ryukyu mouse)
Lineage: Eukaryota; Metazoa; Chordata; Mammalia; Rodentia; Muridae
Gene: Acat1
Product: acetyl-CoA acetyltransferase 1
Biological process (GO): fatty acid beta-oxidation
Cellular component (GO): mitochondrion
Molecular function (GO): acetyl-CoA C-acetyltransferase activity
Source: RefSeq, a predicted model, not a curated record
CGGUGCCCGCCACUACGUAGCAAGCUCUGCGGUGGGGAAGUGGAGGCCGCGGCGCGUCUCUCUGCCCUUGACAGCCUUUCGCGUCUCCAUGGCUGCCCUGGUGGCUCUGCACGGCGUGGUCCGCAGGCCUCUGUUUCGCGGGCUGCUGCAGGAAGUAAGAUGCCUGGAGCGAAGUUAUGCAUCCAAACCCACUCUGAAUGAAGUGGUUAUAGUAAGUGCUACAAGAACUCCCAUUGGAUCCUUCCUGGGCAGCCUUGCCUCUCAGCCGGCCACUAAACUUGGUACUGUUGCAAUUCAGGGAGCCAUUGAGAAGGCAGGGAUCCCAAAAGAAGAAGUGAAGGAAGUCUACAUGGGCAAUGUCAUCCAAGGGGGUGAAGGACAGGCCCCUACCAGGCAAGCAACACUGGGUGCAGGUUUACCUAUUUCCACUCCAUGCACCACAGUAAACAAGGUUUGUGCUUCAGGAAUGAAAGCCAUCAUGAUGGCCUCUCAAAGUCUUAUGUGUGGACAUCAGGAUGUGAUGGUGGCAGGCGGGAUGGAGAGCAUGUCCAAUGUCCCAUACGUAAUGAGCAGAGGAGCAACACCAUAUGGUGGGGUAAAACUUGAAGACCUGAUUGUAAAAGACGGGCUAACUGAUGUCUACAAUAAAAUUCAUAUGGGUAACUGUGCUGAGAAUACUGCAAAGAAGCUAAAUAUCUCACGGAACGAACAGGAUACGUACGCUCUCAGCUCUUACACCAGAAGUAAAGAAGCAUGGGAGGCAGGGAAGUUUGCCAGUGAGAUCACUCCCAUCACGAUCUCAGUGAAAGGUAAACCAGAUGUGGUGGUGAACGAAGAUGAAGAAUACAAGCGUGUUGACUUUAGUAAGGUGCCGAAGCUCAAGACAGUGUUCCAGAAAGAAAACGGCACAAUAACAGCUGCCAAUGCCAGCACACUGAACGAUGGAGCAGCUGCUGUGGUUCUCAUGACUGCAGAGGCAGCCCAGAGGCUCAAUGUUAAGCCAUUGGCACGAAUUGCAGCAUUUGCUGAUGCUGCCGUAGACCCCAUUGAUUUUCCACUUGCACCUGCAUAUGCCGUACCUAAGGUUCUUAAAUAUGCAGGACUAAAAAAAGAAGACAUUGCCAUGUGGGAAGUAAAUGAAGCAUUCAGUGUGGUUGUACUAGCCAACAUUAAAAUGCUGGAGAUCGACCCCCAAAAAGUAAAUAUCCAUGGAGGAGCUGUUUCUCUGGGCCAUCCAAUUGGGAUGUCUGGAGCCCGGAUUGUUGUGCACAUGGCUCACGCCCUGAAGCGAGGAGAGUUCGGCCUGGCUAGUAUUUGCAAUGGAGGAGGAGGCGCUUCGGCCCUGCUGAUUGAGAAGCUGUAGACAACCUGUUUUAGGAGACAGUGCCAUGUGAUCUGCUGAAGUAAAUUCAGCCUUGGGCCAGGGGCUGAAUAUCAGCAUAAGCUAUUUCAUUUUUUAUUAUUUUCUACUAAAAUUUUUAAAAAUCAUAUCCAAAACCACACUGAAAUUACAAAUAAAAAUUUCUUCUUUAAUUUUUUUUUUUUUUUUUUGGUAAACUUAAACAGUUGGAUACUCUAUUAUUUGAAAUACCAAUAUAGGUAUUAGAGGCAUGGCUCAGCAGUUAAGAGAAUUUGUUGCUAGCUGGGUGGUACAUGGCUUUAAUCCCAGCACUUGGAAAUAGAGGCAAGUGGAUCUUUCUGAGUUUAAGGCUAGCCUGGUCCACAGAGCUACUUCUAUGACAGCCAAGAGUACACAUAGAAGUAGAAACUCUGCAAACAAACAAACAAACGAGCAUGUGUUGCUCACACAGAAAACACUUGGUUUCCAGGACCCACACGGGGUGACACAGCAGGGAGGACUUGCACUGCACGCAGUCUGAGGUCGUCCUGUGCUUGCCUACCUCACUGCUGCCGGUGCAGCAGAAGCCAGCCUUGGGGAUAACCUGUAACCGGGGUCUCUCCUUAUGAAGGCACGGUAAAGUUCCAUCAUUUUUACGUCUAAAUACACCAAAGAAAUGAGAAUAUCACAAUAGCAGCAACAAAGUUCCUUGACUCUCCCAAGCCCCAAAAUAAUCUAACAUCCAUGGACUUCUAUUCUGCCAUUAGAAUGAACACUGGCUGUUUAUGUUUUGUUUUGUUUUCGAACUUUAAUCCUUGGACCGUCAAAAUUGGUUUCAAAUAAAGUUAUGUGAAUGAAAAUGAAAAUUUUAAAAAA